This is a messenger RNA of Phalaenopsis equestris, 1482 nucleotides long. RefSeq names its product RGG repeats nuclear RNA binding protein B-like. Gene Ontology annotation, cellular component: nucleus; cytoplasm. The record is from RefSeq and is a predicted model, not a curated record. The transcript is spliced from 10 exons. The annotation marks the transcript as partial. NCBI's taxonomy places the organism in Eukaryota, Viridiplantae, Streptophyta, Magnoliopsida, Asparagales, Orchidaceae. Gene Ontology annotation, molecular function: RNA binding.
ACGGGGAACCCUUGCGAUCUCCUCAUCGAGAACGAAAACGAGGACCUUUCUCAGCUGAUCGCCGCGCAGCAGAAGAAGGUCGCUGCAAGUAAAACUCCCGGGGCUGCCGCAGCUCCGGCUGCGGCGAAACUCCCGUCGAAGCCUCUUCCGCCCGCGCAGGCCGUUAGGGAAUCGAGGAACAAUACGUUGAAUGUGCGCGAGGGAGCAGGUCGAGGUGGGACUGGGCGUGGUAGGGGUGGUCGUGGAGCUGGGAUCGGUCUUAGUAGAGAUAUUGGAAAUGCGAACAACAAUAGAUAUGGAAGUGGUGGCGGCGGUUAUCGUGGCGGCGCUGCUCCUGAAGAGGGUGAUACUGGGAGAUCAUCAGAAAGGGAACGAGGGAGCUAUGACCAGCCCCGUGGAGCCUUCCGUGGAGGCAGACGUGGUGGGUUUGUGGAUGGGAAUGCAGAAGGUGGAUCGGAUUCGGAUCGUACCCAACGAAGAGUUUAUGAGCGAAGAAGUGGGACUGGGCGUGGAGUUGAAAUGAAAAGAGAAGGUGCAGGGCGUGGAAACUGGGGUGCAGUGACUGAUGCACAGGUGAUUGAGGAAAGUCUGAACUUUGAUGAAAAGCCUGUUACGCUCCGGAGAAGCCUGUCAACCAUGAAGAUGGACAACGAGAUGCAAGCAAGGAUAAGGAGGAAGCAACGCGUGAAACAGAAGAAAAGGAACCAGCAGACAAUGCCAUAUCUAUAUUUACCUUCUUUGCAGCCUAAGGACAGCAACCAAAAACCUCUUGGAUUCAAUGACAACUGGCCAGGAGGAUUCAUCAAGGCUUCAGGCAGGAGACCUGCCGAAUUUAGGUUUGGUGAUUUUGGCUACCAGGAGAACUAUACAACUGUUAGAAGAGGUGAAGAUGAAGGAGAUCUCUGCAAUUGUGCUGCUCGAGUAAGCUGCUGUGGGGAAGCUGUUGUGGGAAAACUGGUUGACUGUUUGUUGCAGCUUUGUGAAAACAGCUGCGGGACAACUGUUUUUUUGGAAAAUCGACCGUUCUGCCCCUGCUCAGAAGCCGGGCCGCAUGUUGAUGUUCGUGUUCGGCUUACGGGAGAAAUCGCGGCCCGCUGCAAGGGCACCGCCGCCCUAAAAGAUAAAUUUCAGCGGCACUGCGCAGCCUUGCCGCUGCGCCAAACGCAGCCAGUGGCUGCGUUUGAAUUGUUAUAUCAUGCUGAGAUGACUCUGGAAGAAUAUGAGAAAGUAAGGGAGGAGAAAAGGAAAGCCUUGCUUACUCUUAAGGUUGAAGAAAGAAAAGUUGAGGUUGACAAGGACUUACAGUCGAUGCAGCAGCUCUCUAUCAAGAAAGCAAACAAUGACGUUUUUAUCAAACUGGGUUCUGACAAAGAGUCCAAGAAAAGAGACAAUACUGAAAAAGAGGAACGAAACAAGAAGGUAUGGAUUAACCAAAUGCAUUACUAUUCAUGUAAUAACUUUGUUUAGGGUGUGGCUUUUUCA